Pimephales promelas (fathead minnow) is the source of this 9890-nucleotide messenger RNA. The record is from RefSeq and is a predicted model, not a curated record. NCBI's taxonomy places the organism in Eukaryota, Metazoa, Chordata, Actinopteri, Cypriniformes, Leuciscidae.
AUGGAUGUCUCCACAGGGACUGUGAGGAUGUCCCAGAUGUGGAUGCUGAGAUGGGUCGUUCUACUGGUGGGGCUGCAGUCCGUACAAGCAGACUUUAUGAGCGAUUAUGGAGGAAUGGCAGAUCCGGACUUUAUGUGGCCAACAACAACAGCAGCAUUCCCCAUGACAAGUGUGCUGGUCACUACUGUUGAAGUGAAUCCUGAUCAUCAGUCCACGAUCUGCAGCACAUGGGGAAAUUUCCACUUCAAGACAUUUGAUGGGCAUUUCUUUCAAGUGCCAGACACGUGCAACUACGUUCUGGCGGUGAUGUGUGACAACACAAAUUCUGACUUUAACAUCCAAAUGCAAAGAGAGACUGUGAAUGACUCAAUCACUUUUAGCACAGUCUCAAUAAAGCUGGAAGGGACAGUCAUCAAAAUCACUAAUGGCGACAUCACUAUGGGAGAAGAAAUGGUGUCUGUUCCGACCUAUAAUAACGGGAUUAAAAUCGAGGGAAGUUCAACAAGUGUCAAGAUCUCAAACAAACAUGGAGUGACUGUCUUCUGGGAGGAAGACAACUCUCUAACGAUUGAACUUCCUGAGAAGUAUCAAGGUCAGACCUGUGGACUUUGUGGAAACUACAAUGGCAACAAGAAUGAUGAUAUCACUGUUCAAGGUUCGGCCGCAUGGAAGGUGUCUAUAUCAGUUGAAACCUGUGAGGAAGUUACACUUCAACCCACUGAUCAGUGCAACCAGACAAGUGUUUGCCAGCAGUAUCUCAGAAGUCCAGGGUUUAGCGACUGUUACAACGUGAUGGACAUGGGUUCAUUUGAAGAGGCCUGUGUGAACGACCUGUGUCAAUGUUACGGCAAUCACGACUGUCUCUGCAACACACUCACGGAGAUUUCACGACAGUGCACACAUGCUGGAGGAAAUCCAGGAACAUGGAGGACAGAGCAGCUCUGCCCAAAGACAUGUCCUCUAAACAUGCAAUACCUGGAGUGUGGAAGUCCGUGCAAGAACACCUGCAAAGAUCCAACCACAAGUCUAAUGUGUAACGAACACUGUGUGGACGGCUGUUUCUGCCCUGAAGGCACCGUUGAAGACGACAUUGGUCAGAGUGGAUGUGUUCCUGUGAACCAGUGCCCAUGUGAUCACGAUGGCACACUAUAUCGAUCAGGAGAGUCUUACCAACAAGCUUGUAAAGAAUGUGUGUGUGACGCGGGACACUGGACCUGUACACACCUGGAAUGUCCCGGAAUCUGCUCUGUUGUGGGAGGGUCUCACGUCACCACCUAUGAUGGAAAGAGCUUCACCUUCAGCGGGAACUGUGACUACAUCCUCACUAAGCACUCUGAUGACAGUGAUAUUGCUGUCAUGGGAAAUCUGGCAGCGUGUGGUCCGGCCCGAAAAGACACGUGUCUAAAUUCAGUGACCCUUGUCAUCUCGGGGACCACUAUUAGUUUCUCCUCCGUUGGAACUGUUGCAGCGAAUGGAAUCAGUGCAAAUGUGCUUCCAGCAACCAUAGGUCCUGUGAGCAUCUUCCAGCCCUCUUCCUCCUUCAUUAUUGCUGAUAUGAAGAGUCUUCGUCUAGAGAUCCAGUUGGCUCCAGUCAUGCAGUUGUAUAUUACAGCCAGCACUGAAGAGAAAGGAAAAAUGAGCGGUCUGUGUGGAAACUAUAACGACAUCCAAACAGACGACUUUAAAACCGGAUCAGGCAUGAUAGAGGGCACACCAACCAACUUUGUCAACUUUUGGAAACGCAGUUGUCCAGAUCUUGAAAUCACAUUUGACAACCCCUGCAGCUUGAAUAUGGACACAGAGCAACUUGCGAAAGACUGGUGUUCCCGUCUCACAAACCCAAAUGGGACCUUUUCCGAAUGUCACUCAGAAAUAAAUCCUGAGAUGUACUACCAAUGGUGCGUCUAUGACACCUGCAAGUGUGCAGAUAUUAAAAAGUGUAUGUGUGCGGCCGUGUCCACGUAUGCCCACGCAUGUGCUGCCAAAGGAGUCAUUCUCCAGGGCUGGAUGGAUUCAGACCCCUGUGACACAAUUUUGAAGUGUCCAGAAAACAUGAAGUACGCUUACGGAGUGACCAGCUGUGGAAGCAGCUGCCGCUCUCUCAGUGUUCACGAUAACACCUGCCAAGGGUCCUUCACACCUGUAGAUGGCUGUGUCUGUCCUGAGGGAACAUACCUCAACGAAGCCGGCAGCUGUGUACAUGCUGACCAGUGUCCUUGUUACUAUGAAAACCAAGUCAUAGAGCCAUCAGCAGUGUACUACAAAGAUGGUUAUAAAUGCACCUGUAACCAUGGCAUAUUGCAGUGCUCCAUUCAAGCAGACUGUAAGGCUCCAAUGACAUUCUUUAAAUGCUCAUAUCCUGGAGAAAAAGGGACAGAGUGUCAGAGGACAUGUGAGAAACAAGACCCAAACAACUGUGUGAGCACAGGGUGUGUAUCAGGGUGUAUGUGUCCAGGCGGCCUUCUGGCUGAUGGCAAUGGUGGGUGUGUGGAGAGGGAAAAAUGUAGUUGUACCCACAAUGGAGUCUCCUAUUCUCCUGGGGGCCAAGUUCAGCAGGACUGUAACACCUGCACAUGCACAAACGGGGUGUGGAGUUGUACAGAAAAGGCAUGCUACAGCACCUGUACCAUCUACGGUGAAGGUCAUUUCAAGACUUUUGAUGGCAGGAAAUAUUCCUUCCACGGAGACUGUAAACACACCUUAGCCCAUGAUUACUGCGGUACAAACUUGUAUCCCUCCUUCCGGCUGGUCACAGAGAACAUCCCCUGCUCCACCGGCAACAGUAUCUGCUCCAAGACCAUCCAUCUGUUCUUUGGGAGAUACGAGAUGAUUUUAUCUGAGGAGGAUAGAGUGAAAGUUGUUGAAGGCAAUGGCACAGAUUACAACUAUAAAAUCCAUUCUGCAGUCCUAUAUAUUGUAAUAGAAGUUGAAGAUCUUUUGAAUUUGAUCUGGGACACUAAAACGAGUGUGAUGAUCCAACUCCAUCCCAAACUAAAGGGCAAGGUGUGUGGGCUGUGUGGAAACUUUGAUGGCAAUGCGAUUAAUGACUUUAUGAAGCUCAAUGGAGAAGUGGUGACCGAUCCAGAGGAAUUUGGGAAUAGCUGGAAGGUGGAUGCCAAAUGCCCAGAUGUGACAAACGUGAAGCAUCCUUGUGACGCAAAUCCAAACCGGCGUUCCUGGGCUGAAAAAAAAUGCGCAAUCAUUACGAGCCCUGUCUUUGAAGACUGCAAAUCAGCUGUGGACUCUCGCCCAUACUAUGAUGCCUGUGUAAGGGACGCCUGUGCAUGUGACAGCGGAGGUGACUGUGAUUGUCUCUGUACUGCAGUGGCAGCUUAUGCUGCUGAAUGCCGUAAAAAAGGAGUUUGUGUGGCAUGGAGGAGGCCAGACUUUUGUCCUGUAUUCUGUGACUACUACAAUGAACUAAAUGAAUGUGAGUGGCACUAUAAAACCUGCGGAUCCACCUGCAUGAAAACCUGCACAAAUCCCUCAGGCACUUGCUCUGAUCAAAUCCCUACUCUUGAGGGUUGUUUUCUUCAGUGCCCUUCUGAGAGGCCAUAUCUCAGGGAGGAGACCAUGAAGUGUGUUAAAACAUGUGAUGAAUGUUUCUAUGACGGGAAAUUAUUUCCACCUGGAUCUGUCAUUUACGACACCACAGAUGGGAACGGGGCAUGUUUAACUGCUCUGUGUGAUUCAAAUGGGGUAAUAGUAAGAAAUAUUUAUCAAUGCCCAACCCCAUCAACAACACCUUUCAUUUUCACAACUACAACUGAAACUACUAAAACAACCACAACUACUAUGUCAACUACAACCACAGUAUCCACAUCAACAAUAACAUCUACAACUACAAUAACAUCACCAAUAGUUACAACAACUCCCACAUAUGAGACAUCUACAAUCACAUCCACUAUACCUACAUCAACAGAAACAACAACUGUAACAACAACACCUACAUCAACUGAAACAACAACUACAACUGUAACAACAACACCUACAUCAACUGAAACUACAACUGUAACAACAACACCUACAUCAACUGAAACAACAACUACAACUGUAACAACAACACCUACAUCAACAGAAACAACAACUACAUGUUAUUUAAGUUGUAAAUGGUCAGAGUGGAUCGAUAGCAACACACCCAGUACAGAACCCAAAGGAUUUGAAACUGAAUCAAUCGAUGCGUUGUGGAAUUCAAAAAAGAUUACCUGUCAAAGCCCUGAAGAGAUUGAAUGUAGGGCAGUAGAUUAUCCGCAAAAGUCAUUGGAAGAUUUGGGUCAACAACUGUAUUGUAAUACAUCUUUUGGACUGUCAUGUUCAAAUGAAGACAAUGCAGAGGGCAUGCCACCACUUUGUUACAAUUAUAAAAUCCGUGUGAAAUGUUGUAAUGACAAUUGCAUUUCCCCUACAACGAUCACAUCAACAGAGACUACAACUGUAACGACAACACCUACAUCAACGGAAACAACACCUACAACCGUUACAGUAACAACACCUACAUCAACUGAAACAACACCUACAUCAACAGAAAGUACAACUGUAACGACAACACCUACAUCAACAGAAACAACACCUACAUCAACUGAAACAACAACUACAACUGUAACAACACCUACAUCAACUGAAACAACACCUACAUCAACUGAAACUACAACUGUAACGACAACACCUACAUCAACAGAAACAACAACUACAUGCUAUUUAAGUUGUAAAUGGUCAGAGUGGAUUGAUAGCAACACACCCAGUACAGAACCCAAAGGAUUUGAAACUGAAUCAAUCGAUGCGUUGUGGAAUUCAAAAAAGAUUACCUGUCAAAGCCCUGAAGAGAUUGAAUGUAGGGCAGUAGAUUAUCCGCAAAUGUCAUUGGAAGAUUUGGGUCAACAACUGUAUUGUAAUACAUCUUUUGGACUGUCAUGUUCAAAUGAAGACAAUGCAGAGGGCAUGCCACCACUUUGUUACAAUUAUAAAAUCCGUGUGGAAUGUUGUAAUGACAAUUGUAUUUCCCCUACAACGAUCACAUCAACAGAGACUACAACUGUAACAACAACACCUACAUCAACAGAAACAACACCUACAACCGUUACAGUAACAACACCUACAUCAACGGAAACAACACCUACAUCAACAGAAAGUACAACUGUAACGACAACACCUACAUCAACGGAAACAACACCUACAACCGUUACAGUAACAACACCUACAUCAACUGAAACAACACCUACAUCAACAGAAAGUACAACUGUAACGACAACACCUACAUCAACAGAAACAACACCUACAUCAACUGAAACAACAACUACAACUGUAACAACACCUACAUCAACUGAAACAACACCUACAUCAACUGAAACUACAACUGUAACGACAACACCUACAUCAACAGAAACAACAACUACAUGCUAUUUAAGUUGUAAAUGGUCAGAGUGGAUUGAUAGCAACACACCCAGUACAGAACCCAAAGGAUUUGAAACUGAAUCAAUCGAUGCGUUGUGGAAUUCAAAAAAGAUUACCUGUCAAAGCCCUGAAGAGAUUGAAUGUAGGGCAGUAGAUUAUCCGCAAAUGUCAUUGGAAGAUUUGGGUCAACAACUGUAUUGUAAUACAUCUUUUGGACUGUCAUGUUCAAAUGAAGACAAUGCAGAGGGCAUGCCACCACUUUGUUACAAUUAUAAAAUCCGUGUGGAAUGUUGUAAUGACAAUUGUAUUUCCCCUACAACGAUCACAUCAACAGAGACUACAACUGUAACAACAACACCUACAUCAACAGAAACAACACCUACAACCGUUACAGUAACAACACCUACAUCAACGGAAACAACACCUACAUCAACAGAAAGUACAACUGUAACGACAACACCUACAUCAACUGAAACUACAACUGUAACGACAACACCUACAUCAACAGAAACAACAACUACAUGUUAUUUAAGUUGUAAAUGGUCAGAGUGGAUCGAUAGCAACACACCCAGUACAGAACCCAAAGGAUUUGAAACUGAAUCAAUCGAUGCGUUGUGGAAUUCAAAAAAGAUUACCUGUCAAAGCCCUGAAGAGAUUGAAUGUAGGGCAGUAGAUUAUCCGCAAAAGUCAUUGGAAGAUUUGGGUCAACAACUGUAUUGUAAUACAUCUUUUGGACUGUCAUGUUCAAAUGAAGACAAUGCAGAGGGCAUGCCACCACUUUGUUACAAUUAUAAAAUCCGUGUGAAAUGUUGUAAUGACAAUUGCAUUUCCCCUACAACGAUCACAUCAACAGAGACUACAACUGUAACGACAACACCUACAUCAACAGAAACAACACCUACAACCGUUACAGUAACAACACCUACAUCAACUGAAACAACACCUACAUCAACAGAAAGUACAACUGUAACGACAACACCUACAUCAACGGAAACAACACCUACAACCGUUACAGUAACAACACCUACAUCAACUGAAACAACACCUACAUCAACAGAAAGUACAACUGUAACGACAACACCUACAUCAACAGAAACAACACCUACAUCAACUGAAACAACACCUACAUCAACUGAAACUACAACUGUAACGACAACACCUACAUCAACAGAAACAACAACUACAUGCUAUUUAAGUUGUAAAUGGUCAGAGUGGAUUGAUAGCAACACACCCAGUACAGAACCCAAAGGAUUUGAAACUGAAUCAAUCGAUGCGUUGUGGAAUUCAAAAAAGAUUACCUGUCAAAGCCCUGAAGAGAUUGAAUGUAGGGCAGUAGAUUAUCCGCAAAUGUCAUUGGAAGAUUUGGGUCAACAACUGUAUUGUAAUACAUCUUUUGGACUGUCAUGUUCAAAUGAAGACAAUGCAGAGGGCAUGCCACCACUUUGUUACAAUUAUAAAAUCCGUGUGGAAUGUUGUAAUGACAAUUGUAUUUCCCCUACAACGAUCACAUCAACAGAGACUACAACUGUAACGACAACACCUACAUCAACGGAAACAACACCUACAACCGUUACAGUAACAACACCUACAUCAACUGAAACAACAACUCCAACUGUAACGACAACACCUACAUCAACAGAAACAACAACUCCAACUGUAACAACAACACCUAUAUCAACAGAAACAACACCUACAUCAACAGAAACAACAACUCCAACUGUAACGACAACACCUACAUCAACAGAAAAAACUACAACUGUAACGACAAUACCUACAUCAACAGAAACUACACCUACAACCUUUACAGUAACAACACCUACAUCAACUGAAACAUCUACAAGUACUUACACUGUGAAUACAGGGCCAACUCCCAUAACCCCAAGAAAGAACUUCACAUCUCAAUGUACAUGCAAAUAUCAAAAUUCCAGUUUCUAUCAAGGAUCAACAAUCUAUAAUGAAACUGAUAAAGCAGGUUGGUGCUUUAUUGCCACCUGCAACUCCUCUUGUGUUAUUGUGAAAACGUCUCAGCCAUGCCCAACUUCUCCACCUACAAAUCCACCUCCACCUCCAAAAGACUGUACAAAUAUCAAAAGAAAGCAUAUGGAAUCCUGGAUUGAAGACUGCAAAAACAAAACAUGCUACAAUGGCAGCGUCUCAUCGGUACCUCCAACGUGUGGCAAAUUUGACAAUGUCAUACCUAAAUGUACAAAUGGAAUUAAAGCUAAGAAGGUGCCUUAUAACAAUGGAUGCUGCUCCAAGUAUGAGUGUGAAUGUAAAUGCAGUGGCUGGGGUGACCCUCAUUACAAAACUUUUGAUGGAACAUACUAUGCUUUCCAAGGAAACUGUACAUAUGUUUUGUUCCAAGAAAUCAUCCCAAAAUACAAUAUCAGUGUCCAUGUUAAAAACUAUUAUUGUGAUGUUAAAAAUAAUCUUGCCUGCCCAGAGUAUGUGAUUGUGAACUACAAAUCCUACAAAAUAAAGCUGACAAGCAACACUAAAGAGGUCCAGGUCUAUGUUAAUGAUGAAGUGAAACAACUAACUUACAUGAAUGACCAAUUCUUCAUCACCACCUCUGGCAUGGCAGUUGUUGUGAACAUCACUGAAAUCAAAGUUGAGAUUUUGGUCAAUCAUCAAGGCUUUGAGAUCAAUCUCCCAUUCUCCUAUUUCAACGGCAAUACAGAGGGACAGUGUGGGGUUUGUGACAACGACCGCACAGAUGACUGCCGACGCCCUGAUGGACAAAUUGAUCAAUCGUGUGUGAACAUGGCACAGCUUUGGAUGGUCCCACCAGGAUGCAAUACCACUAAAAAUCCAAUUCAACCUACACCUCCACCCUCCUGCAAUCCGAAGAUUUGUGAACUCAUCAAGGGCGAAAUGUUUGAGAAAUGCCAUGGGGUCAUUCCUUAUGAAAAUUAUUAUGAGGCAUGCAAAUAUGAUGUGUGCCACAUGGGAAAGAACUCUACCGGUUGCACCAGUCUGGAAGCGUAUGCCCAGCUAUGUGGCAAGGAGGGUAUCUGUGUGGACUGGAGAACAUCAGAUCAACUCCAACAUAUGUGUGAAUACACGUGCCCCAGUCACAAAGUCUACAAGGGCUGUGGGCCUAAAAUAGAAAAAACCUGCAGCACAAGGUACAAUGAUUUAUUUGUGGAGAAAGAAUGUCAAAGCAAGGAGUGUCUUCAAACAUUUAUGGAAGGUUGUUUCUGUCCUGAUAACACAUAUCAAGUUAGUUCAACGGUAGAUAACUGUACAGCUUACUGCGAUUGUAUCGGUCCUGAUGGAUUACCUAGAAUGCCUGGGGAUACAUGGACCAUGGGCUGUUCUGUAUACACAUGCUCCAAUGAGACCUUUGGUAUUAAAACUGUGCCUGUCAGCUGUCCGAUUGAAAAGCCCUGUGGAUCAGAACAAAAAUUAAUCAUUGAAAACUGCUGCCCAACAUGUGUGUGUGAUCUCGAGCUGUGUCUUCAGAAGAAAUGUGAUGUGGGAUUUGAGUUAGCAGAAAAUAAAACUGAAGGCAGUUGCUGUCCACCCUGUGUGCCUAAAGACGUCUGUGUGUACAAUAACACUGAGUACCAGCCUGGAGCUAAAAUCACCCCUGAGCCUUGUGUGGAAUGUGACUGUCAAAUGGAUAAAGACCCACAGACUCAACUACACAGCGUCAUGUGUGUUUCGAAAAUCUGUUCACCUUGCCCGCAGGGUUAUGAGCGUGUGGAACAAGAUGGAGAGUGCUGUGGGACAUGCAAUCAAAAUGCCUGUAUUCACACUGCGCCAGACAACACCACUCAUACUCUCAAGGAUGGAGAGGGCAUCGUCUACAAAUGUGAAAGUGUGAUAUGUUAUCAAGUCAAUGGCACGUUCAUGAUAGAGAAGACCAUGCCAAGCUGCCCUGUCAUCAAUGAAGAUGACUGUGUGCCCGGAACAAUGGGACUCGAUGCAGAUGGAUGUUGCAACACAUGUGACCUCAAGAACUGUGUUGUGAAGAAGAACACCACAGACGUGACUGUAAAUGGCUGCAAGUCCAUCCAACCCAUAGAAGUGACGUCCUGCGGUGGCAACUGUGACACCGGUUCAAUGUAUUCAGUGGAAACGAACAUCAUGAAGCACAGCUGUUCUUGCUGUCGUGAGGCGAAAACCCACAUUAAAAAAGUGAAGCUGAAGUGUUCCGAUGAUAGCGAGAUCCUUCAUGACUACACCUUCAUAGACAGCUGCAAAUGUACUCCAAUUACGUGUGAAAACCAGAAUAACAUUGGAUAAAAGAUCUUGUUCAGUUUUAUCUGCUCUACUGGUACAAUUGUGAUUCCAGGAAAUUGCAAAAAAUAUAUAUAAUUUGGUGAUUAUUUUUUCAGCUUUUUAUUCUAUAACUAUUAUCUCUCCGGACAUUUUCUGGGCUUUUUGAACAUUUUGUUUCUUUUUUAGCAAUGAAAAAUGUGAUUCUUUACAUUUCCUUCUUAUAAAAUGAAUGAUGACUAUAAUAAAGCAAAAUAAAUGGCAACAAAACAGUA